Messenger RNA from Pseudoliparis swirei, 1181 nucleotides. RefSeq names its product canopy FGF signaling regulator 4 (gene cnpy4). Gene Ontology annotation, molecular function: signaling receptor binding. The transcript has 6 exons. Gene Ontology annotation, cellular component: endomembrane system. Bases 76 to 738 code for a protein of 220 amino acids. Lineage: Eukaryota; Metazoa; Chordata; Actinopteri; Perciformes; Liparidae. The record is from RefSeq and is a predicted model, not a curated record.
UUUAAAAAGAUGCCGAUGUGGCUGCUGAGAUAUUAAAAUCAGUUUCGCCUGAAAGCUCAAGAACAAACUGUUGCAAUGGAACUUUCUAUGCUGGUUUUACUUUGUGCCUUCUGGUCUGUUACAGCAGAAGAAGACGAGAGACUGCCGAAUAAAUGCGAAGUGUGCAAGUUUCUGACGGUGGAGCUGCAGGAUGCGCUGGAGAAGACUGGCCGCUCCAAAGAGGUCCUGGAGGUCGGAGAGGUGCUGGGCACAGGCAAGAGAAGAAGAAAGAUUCAAUACUCCACCUCAGAAACCCGGCUGACUGAGGCGGUGGAUAACAUCUGUGAGCGCAUCCUUCAGUACAAUGUUCAUGCAGAGAGGCCUGGCAGCCUCCGAUAUGCCAAGGGUACCAGUCAGACCAUGUCGACUCUGAAGAACCUGGUCCACAAAGGAGUUAAAGUGGAUUUGGGUCUGCCGUUUGAGCUGUGGGACGAACCCUCUGUCGAGGUGUCUGACAUGAAAAAACAGUGCGAGAUGAUGCUGGAGCAGUACGAGGACGUCGUGGAGGACUGGUACUUCCAUCAUCAGGACCAGAGGCUGGAGAACUUCCUCUGUCAGAACCACGUCCUCGAGACAUCAGAUCAAGAAUGUAUGAAGGAGGCGUGGAAAGGAGACAUGGGGACCAAAAGAAGGGACAAGGAGGCAGAAAGUGACGGCACAGGAGAGGAGGGGACGACGCAUGACGCUGGGGAGCUAUGAGGGAAAUGUCUCCAAAAAGUGGAAAUGCAGACGGCAACAGAAUUACCUCAAUUUUGGCUGCAAACUGCGAAGAAAUUCUGUAUUGUGACACUAUUGUAGCAUUUACAGUCAACCUACAUUUGUAUUAUCAUUCUGGUGCCAAAUCUUGGUUCUCUGUUUUAUGUUUUUAAACUACAUUUCUUCUGUUAUUUGUCUAUGAAUGGUGUCAGCCUUUUCAACAACUGUUGCACCUUUUUAAACACUCACUUUUUGGAUCAAGGUUCAAGGGCUUUUCCAUUCACAGUUGCGGCCCUUACAGUAUUAUACGUGUAAACGCUGUUACAUCUCGCCUUAUGCAAACGAUAUGGUACAUUUCAAUAUGUUUACCGCAAAUUACAGACUUUAAAAUGCAAUAUGUACAGUUUUUCAGUGUGAAUAAAAUUUUGUUUUUCUUUUUUAGAACA